Hypanus sabinus (Atlantic stingray) is the source of this 356-nucleotide messenger RNA. Its product is annotated as mesothelin-like. The record is from RefSeq and is a predicted model, not a curated record. Lineage: Eukaryota; Metazoa; Chordata; Chondrichthyes; Myliobatiformes; Dasyatidae. The transcript has 3 exons. The coding region runs from base 17 to 343 and encodes 108 amino acids.
UGAUGGAGAUAUCAACAUGGACUAUGCAACCUUUAGCACACUCAAUCCAGUGGAAGUAGAAAAACUCUCUGCUAGUGAUAUCAGGAAACUACUUGGAAAAAAUCUAAAUGAACUUAAAACAAAUGAGAAAGCUUCAAUAGUGCAGCGAUGGAUUUAUGCACACACAUCUGAAGAGGUGGAAAGUCUUGGAAUUGGUCUACAGGGAGGUCUAUCACUAGCUGGAAUUGGAAAUAUAGUUUUUCCUGAAGAUCCUGAUUUCAAUGCUGCUUCAAGCAACAGCUACAGCAUCCUGCUCUCCUUUUGCAUAAUUGUGAUGAGCAUUACAAUGCAGUCCAUUUUAUAAACUGGGAUUCAAC